CUCCACUCACUUUAAAUGCUGCGCCACCGCCUCCAACGGCCAAUCCCGCACCCGGCACGUGCUGCGGCUACCACCUCGCCUCCCCCAACGCGGCCGCCACUGAGCAAGAAGUACGGCCGCGCCCCAACUGCGCCUGCGCUCCGGAUGGUGUCACCAUGUUUCCCUUCCCCCGCUGCACGUGCGCCUCGGUGUCCCCGCUGCCGUCUUCCCUCCCGGCUCGCAUGCCACCUCCAGUCUUCUCCCCGGUUCCUCCGCGGGGAAGCGGAAGUGCUUUCACCGGAAGUGCCGGGACGGGAGGGUAGCGGCCCGAUCGGGAUCAAGGUGGCAUGGGGCGGCCGCGGUGAUGGAGGAGAGAAGCCGCCGGAGCCGGUAAUCAACUGGUAUUCUAGCAUGGACACUGUUGCUAGUCAUAGUUGUCAUCUUCUCCAGCAGCUACAUGAACAGCGCAUUCAAGGCCUUCUCUGUGACUGCAUGUUGGUAGUAAAAGGCGUCUGCUUCAAAGCACAUAAAAAUGUAUUAGCUGCUUUCAGUCAGUAUUUCAGGACCCUAUUUCAGAAUUCUCCAGGCCAGAAGAAUGAUGUCUUUCACUUGGACAUUAAAAACGUAGGUGGCAUAGGCCAGAUCUUGGACUUCAUGUACACUUCGCACCUUGAUCUUAGCCAGGACAAUGUACAAGCUAUGUUGGAUAUUGCACAAUGUCUGCAAGUGCAAAAUGUGCUGAACAUUUGCCACACUUUUUUAAAAUCCUCCACAGUUGUAGAGCCUCCUGCCAGCAUGCCUUGCAAUAGUGUGUUCUCCUUGCAAAGUACUUUGGCUACAGAGACUAAUUGUGUGAAUGAAAGUUAUGGUACUAACUUACUGCAUGAAUGCUCAUCAGAUACACAAGCGAGUAAAGUGUUGGAUGACCACCAUUCCCAUGGAUCACAAUCUGUUAAUCUUCAUACUUCCUCAGGUGAUGUACAGAAACAGACACAGGACUCCCUAGAUGGUAAUUGCACAGAGCUUCCAUUUAAACAGCCAAAUUACUAUUAUAAACUGCGCAACUUUUAUAGCAAGCAGUUCUACAAGCAGAAUGCAUGUUCCAACCAUGAGAGAAUAACAGAACAAUCCUUUGCUUUCAAUACAUCUACUGAACUAAGUACAGUAGAGAGCAAUUCUUGUACCGUCAAUCGAUCUGAAUGUAUUUUAGAAUCCUCUGACCACUUACCCUCCAACUUUCUGGUUCAAUCCUUGAAUGAAUCUGCUCCAGACCAAGAUUUGGAAAGCACGUCUUUGCAGCCUACCAAACAGAUGCGGUUAAAAAAGGCAAUACACCUUAAAAAACUGAAUUUUCUAAGGUCACAGAAGUCUGCAGAACAAUUGUCUGAACCUAAGAGAGAUGACAACAGUAUAACAAGGGUAAUUGAAUGUGUAAAUGAAAGUACCAUGGAGAUGACAAAUAUUAAUGCUGUUGAAGAAAAAGAAACCGAAGAUCUUGUGAGUUCAGAGAGUUUUGAACAAACUGUUGAAAUGGAAAGACCUCAAGGUCCUUCAGAACAAGAUGAGCAAUCACAGAUUCUUCACUCACAGAGGCAAUAUACUUGUGAAUUAUGUGGAAAGGCUUUUAAACAUCCAAGCAAUUUGGAGCUCCAUAAAAGGUCUCAUACAGGUGAGAAACCUUUUGAAUGUAACAUUUGUGGGAAACACUUCUCACAGGCAGGUAACCUUCAGACUCAUUUACGUCGGCACUCUGGUGAAAAACCAUAUAUUUGUGAAAUCUGUGGGAAAAGGUUUGCUGCUUCUGGUGAUGUACAGCGUCACAUUAUUAUUCAUUCUGGAGAAAAACCUCAUCUGUGUGAUAUCUGUGGCAGAGGGUUUAGUAACUUUAGUAACUUAAAGGAACACAAAAAGACCCAUACAGCAGAUAAAGUAUUCACCUGCGAUGAGUGUGGAAAGUCAUUUAACAUGCAACGGAAGUUAGUAAAGCACCGAAUUAGGCACACAGGAGAAAGACCAUACAGCUGUUCAGCAUGUGGAAGGAUGGUGAAACUAGGGAAUAAUUUCAGUGAGAAGAGCACAAAGCAGCCCCUUUUGGAGGAUGGAUUUGACACUAUCCCCUUGAUCACACCCCUGGAUGUCAAUCAGCUACAGUUCCCGCCUCCUGAUAAGGUUGUGGUCAAAACGAAAACAGAAUAUGAACCUGAUCGCAAGAAAGGAAAAUUUCGUACCCCCAAAAUAGCUGAAUUCACAAUCAGCAUAACUGAAGGAGUUUCGGAAAGAUUUAAGGUAACUGUUCUGGUCCUUUUUGCCCUUGCAUUCCUAACAUGUGUUGUAUUUCUAGUAGUCUACAAGGUUUACAAGUAUGAUCAUACCUGCCCGGAAGGAUUCGUUUUCAAGAAUAAUCAAUGCAUUCCAGCUGGAUUAGAGAACUACUACUCUGAACAAGACUCCAGUGCUCGAGGGAAAUUUUACACUGUCAUAAACCACUACAAUCUGGCCAAACAAACCAUCACACGCUCAGUGUCUCCGUGGAUGACAGUACUGUCAGAAGAGAAAUUGUCUGAACAGGAGACUGAAGCUGCUGAGAAAUCAGCUUAGUGCGAUAAGCUAAUUAUUAACAUGUCAUUUGAAGGUAACUAAGGGACUUUAAGGAACUUUUCAUUAAAUAUAAUUAUGGAUAAUUUAGAGGUUACUCAUGUUUAUGGUGCAAUUGCUUCUGUUUGCUGAUACUGCUUUGCAAAAAAUAAAACUUGCUACAAAACAUUCAUGGGCAUAAAAUAAGGUGCAUAUCAGCGUCGCUUUAGAGCUCUGACACCAUUUUCAAUGUUAAAAAAUUAACUUUAGAUAUUUUCUUGCAAUUUACUGGAUGCUGACAAUUUUUCACUGGAUUUUUCAGUGGUUUGGACUUCACAUAAUGUGCUUUAUUGUCUGAACUGAUUUUGUUUUUCUUAUGUAGCCAUUUUUGCAAACUGAACCAUCAUAGCCAUAACUAGAGUGAUCUCUUGUUUAGCGAAGAGCUGUAUUUAAAACUUGUUUUCAGCUCAAGUAAGGCCGAUAUCAAGGACAUGCUGUAAUGAUUAGAAUGGAGAAACUGUCAGGUAGCAUAUUUUUCUUCACUGUUGAUUUGUAAGUGAUAAUGAAGUUCUCUGCAACAAGGCAUGCUCAAUGUUUUAUUAUUACUGUCAACAAAAUUUCACUACAUUGCCACUAUGGCUUUAGUAUGUUAGGGUGUGCACUGAAACACAAACUAGAUAGGACAUACUGGGGAGAGAGACACAUUUUUAGCUAUGGAUUUGUUCAGGUUGUGUAAAAGCAACUUAAGAACUGGAGGGUGUUCUGAUGAGAAAGGACAUCCUUUGAUCACACUGAAGAAAGAGGCAGAAAGCCUUUCACUCUAGAUGUAGUCUGUAAUUUGUCUGAUAUGACAGAGGGAGUAACAUUUAAAAAAAAAUCCCUUUUAUACAACAUUAACACUUUUUUCCCCUUUUUAUAUAUUCUGAAUAGCUUUGAGUUAACUAUGCUGUUUGCAAUUUGCUAAUUUUUAAACUACAGGACAUCACAAGUGAAACUAGUGUAUUAGUUUACGCUACUUGCUGUUUUAAAGUGACAUGUCAAAACUGAGUGAAGAAGCAUAACUCUGUUUAUGUAUGAUUUUGGAGGAAAAAAGAUGUAGACAAGCCUAGUAUUGUGGGUGCACGUUCAAGUUUGAUGUUUCAUUGUGUUGACAAAUUUCUUAUUUUGUAUGAAACCAUGUUUUUUCAUUUAAUCCUAAAUAUGCAUUACAAAAAUAAUUUUAUUAAUCUGCUGGUUAGACAAAAUAAGUGUGUGAAGCUUUUAGGUAUGAGAUUCACUUUUCCUUUCAUAUUACUUGAAUGUGAUAUUUCUAGUGGACAUGUCAAAAGUUUCAUUGUUAUAGGCACUAUACAAAAAUGAAGGGAAAUCAUUGGUUAUUUGUCUAGUUCUGUAGUAGAACAAAUUUUGGUCAGCUCCACUUUUGGGUUUUCUUCUAAUCCAUUAUUAAUGUAUUCAGUAUCAAGAAUUUUACAUACCAAUAAAGUACAAAAUGGCCACUGCUUCUCAAUUCUAUAGGUUUGAUACCAAACAUAACAAUGAGUGUGCAUUAUAUAGUUAUGAACUAUAAAAAGCUUUGUUAUUAUGCUGUGUGGAAUGCAUAAAAAGCAAUAAAUUAUGUGCCAAAAUUUUCUUUGCAUUUUUAAAAAAGUUCAAACUCCUGUAAACACAUUACAACAUACCAUGUUUUGUCUGCUAGUAGACAUGUACUUUAUUGAAUGUAAAUUAAUUCACAUGUAACUUUUGACAUUUUCACUUCAUACAAAAUAAAGAAUAAGGAUGAUAUUGCCUGUUGCAUACAGUAUGUUGACAUACAUUUCCCAAGACACACAGUAAAAUGAACUUUGAAAUCAAAAUUUUUACCAAAAACAUGAAUUCAAAUUUUAUAAGAUUUGCUUCUCAUUAUUAUCCUCUAGCGAUGUAAUUUAAACUAUAUUUUCCCUUAACCUUAGACCAGUAAACAACUUCAUUGUACAGCCAGCUGCUGAACAAUAAGGCUAGUUACUAUCCUCAAAAGAAAACAUUCAAAAAUUUCAAGCAGCUGGAAACAACUCAUUUGGUGACUGAUACUGCACCCCUUGAAGUCAAAGAGUUUUCUCACUGACUUCAGCAGGAGGUGGUUCAUAAGCUCCUGGCUCCAACAGUUUCUGAAGUGUGGGUUUUUGUUUUGAACAGGUAGUUAAUUUUAAUACUUCAAAAAGUUUGGCUUCUAUAUUAUCUAUUCUUCGGCUUUGCUCCAACAUCUCAAUACAUCAGUUACAUCACAAUGUGUUUACUAUAAUUUAACAAACAUGACACUUUCCAAACUUCUUGGAACCUAGUGUAAGUAAAGCUUUAUAACAGUGUUUAAAAGACAAUUAUUUCCCAACAAAUACAAGUGACCCUGCGCAAACUAACUCUACAGGAGUAGGAGUGGCUGUCACACAUGAACAGGUCUCUACACUUUGUAGUGAGUGAUGUGACUAAAAAAGAAACCUGAGAAGACAGAUAGAAAAGCUCAACCCUGUCUGCAUUGCAACAAUUUUCUUCUUUGUACAUCUCAUCUACAUUGUGAACUUUCCACUAAUUGGUUUGGUGGGCUAAAAUUUCCUAAACGUAUAACUUACAUUUUAUUGAAAAUUUCUUGCAACUUACUAAACUGGAGUCUGCUUUUCACUUGCUAGCUGCUUCAAAGUUUUUAGCUUUGAAAGACUACCUGUUUUAUGAAGUUGCUGAAUGGACUUAAAUGGUGUUGAUCUGUUCACUGCAAGAGUGGUAUAUACACACACAAACACUUUUUUGCACAUACAUACACACUUUUUUGCAGGAAAAUAUUUUCCAGUCACAACAGUAUGUCAUUUGCAGAUAGCGUAUCUUGCUUUGAGAGGAGGAAUGUCUAAAUCUUAUGCAAACAUAGCACACAAUAAAACAAAGCCUAACUGUCAUACCAGUCCAGGAAAAGCAAGGAGAAUGAACACAUUACAAGGAAGAAAAGGAUCCAUACUCGAAAUCCAGCAUUUUUUUUGAUUGCCUGUAGGAAGAUAUGAGCUCAAUGACUAUUUUUCCCUAAAAAUACUGAUUUCCAUAAUAUGACUCAACCAACAGUCCAUCUGGGCCCAGUCUGGCACCUCUUUAAGCCAGUGGCAAAACUCACCAUUGACUUCACUUAGAGAAGAGUUAGGCCCAUAUUUCUCUAGAUUCUCACCCCAUGACUCAGGCCUCAAAAUUUCAAAAGCAGAGUCAGCGGAAGGGAAAAAAGGAAUCCCCCAUCCCACUAAUAGAGUUGGGUUAGUUAAUGAUUAGAACUGUUCAUUCUUGUGCAUGGCAUAUGUUCUAAGAAAGUAUUACAAGAAUUGAUUAAAAAUGCAUACAUUAUCUAUUUAAAUGCCAAAAGUGAACUUUAAGAACAAGAGAAACGGCUUCUCUAAACAGUUUAUUAAAGCUCUUUAGUGAUUUAAAUAAUAGCUGUUACUGAGGGCUGAUUUAACAUAGCUCAAGGCAAUAUUUAAAUAUUGUAAAUGACCAAGUCCAAGUUUAAAAUAGCAAACACUGAUUCCAAGAUUUGUUUUUCAACUGAAAUGGGAAGGAUGGGGGGUUAUUUUAGACUUAAUAUCAAUAUACUAUCAUUAAUAGUAUCAGUCUCAAUUAAAUACAGAAGUUUUCAUUUGUGGAUCUCAAAGAGUUUUAAGGGUAGGGAAACUGAAGCACAGAGGUUAAGUGACUUCCCCAAGUUAACGUGCAUCAGAAGAUCUGUGUUUUAGUCCCAGCUCUGCCACUGACACACUAUGUGACCUUAGGAAAGUUAGUUACACUCGCUGUGCCUCAUUUCUACCAGCUGUAGAAUGAAGAUAAUGAUGCUUUGAGAGCCAUGAAUGAGAUGCACUGUACUUAAGUGCUGAAUAUUAUUAAUAAUAAUCCAUUUAGUCUAUUGGCAAUGAGUUUAAAAAAAAUCAUCCCUGCCAUCAUAUGCUCUGCCUGCUAAGCCAUGUUACCUUUUUGGAUAGUUGAAUAUGAGAAAUAACAAUUCUAAAUCAAGUCUCUGAAAAUAAAGUCCCAAACAGAUUUUCAAAAAUAAGCGCCUAAUGAUAGGGUCCUAAAUUCAUGUUUAGGCAUUUAGAUAAGAGAACCUGUAAACAAGACCUUAUGCAGUAUGGGGAAGGGCCUCUUCGAAUCAAGAUAACGUAUCAAGACUGCAUUCCCAUCAAUUUCAGUGGUGUCUUCUUCCACCAAACUCCUUUGCAUAGGUGACUACAUGCAGCCCAGGGUUAUCCUCAUCUUUAACAAGGAGGUAAAGACCAGCAAAGUUUACAGGUCCCAGUGGUUGUUCAGAUCAACAUUAGUGAAACACGAAGUUUCACAGGCUACACUUCAGUGUAAGGGAUCCGGGUAGCUUCCACCCACACUGCUAUUGCUAAUCAGAUAUGCCCAUAAGACAGCCUGCAAGUUGUAAAUAUUGCCAUGGUAUCGGGUAUUGCUUAGGCAAAAAUGCUUUGAUAGCUAGGAACAAUACAUGCAUCGAAACACUACUUAGUAACAUUACCUCUCUUAUGUCUUCAUUGCCUUCUUUGAUAUUCUCUGUUGCACCCACAACUAACUGAUGAAUAUUGUCAAUUUCAGUGUCCUGUUGAGCAAGAGUUCCAUAAAGACAAUGACAAAUUCUGUAGAAAAAUGUUAACUGUAAAGAUCUGGGUCAGAAUAGAUCACAACUAUGAA
This is a messenger RNA of Chelonia mydas (Green sea turtle), 7242 nucleotides long. RefSeq names its product neuronal vesicle trafficking-associated protein 1. The transcript has 11 exons. Gene Ontology annotation, molecular function: DNA-binding transcription factor activity, RNA polymerase II-specific; RNA polymerase II cis-regulatory region sequence-specific DNA binding; clathrin light chain binding. Bases 16 to 2577 code for a protein of 853 amino acids. NCBI's taxonomy places the organism in Eukaryota, Metazoa, Chordata, Testudines, Cheloniidae. Gene Ontology annotation, cellular component: nucleus; endosome; membrane. Gene Ontology annotation, biological process: endosomal transport; clathrin coat assembly; regulation of transcription by RNA polymerase II. The record is from RefSeq and is a predicted model, not a curated record.